Messenger RNA from Dreissena polymorpha, 1172 nucleotides. RefSeq lists its product as uncharacterized. The record is from RefSeq and is a predicted model, not a curated record. NCBI's taxonomy places the organism in Eukaryota, Metazoa, Mollusca, Bivalvia, Myida, Dreissenidae. The transcript has 3 exons. The coding region runs from base 53 to 784 and encodes 243 amino acids.
UAAAAGUGAUCUUGGAGACAUUGCAGUUUCUUAAGUUGUAUUGAACUACACGAUGCUGGUGACAAUUAUCCUCGUCGUCGGUUUCACUGAGUGCCAAGCUGCGUUUCUGAUGUGUCUUCAUCCGCGGACAGGUUUAGGCUGGUACAACAACGAGACAUCAAUGUGCGCAAAAGGUAUAGUUGUACCAAAAACGACAACGAAUCCAACGACAACCCUUCUUUCGUCGACAACCGCCACACCUCAACCAAGCAACGCAAUUAUCAAGCCACUUGAUAAGUGGCAGUUCAGUGGUGCUAGCACGUUACCAAUGAUGCCGGCUCAUCGAGGUCACCAGCUGCCGCAUCCGGUACUGACAAGUCUGCCUAACGUGCCAUCACAGUCUGUAUUCCAGCCGCUGCAAGUGAUUGCGCAAAAUAUCCUGAUGCCCUCGAGUCACGGCACGUCGGCUAGUACGCCCCUUCUUGAUGAAACACCGUUUGGCGGGCUGACCGACGAAUUCGAGAGGUUCCUUGAAGAGCCGUUUCGAGGGACGAAGCGGACGACGCCGUCGGACGAAUGCACGGGGAUACCUCCGCUGAAAGUUUGUAAAAUGACGGACUCUAUAUCAACUCAGACCGAACUCACAGAAGAGGUAUGCAGCAGUUUAGACAAUGGAUUCAGGAAGUUGCGACAGGCGGUCGAUGAAAAUACCAAGGUCCUCAUGUGCACGCAGCGCCUGAUGAGGAUACUGGUCGAGGAACUAUCGGCUAUAAAGAGGCUCGUACCGAUUGACAAAGACGAUUAGCGAUCUCAAUCCGGUGGAAACCUCAUUCCGGUGAUUUUUGUUUAAAUUAAGAAGAAGAAUUGUGAUGACGUCUCGUGUAUGCCAUCCGUUAAGUUAUUUGACUGUUAAUACUACGAUUAAAAAUAAAUACAAACACAUUAACAAUGAGGACAAAAAUAUGUAUUAAUACAAUUCAAUUAUUACGUCAAUUAAACUAUUCCACAUUUAUCCAUAUUCCAUACAUUUUAACAAUAUAGUGGUCCCCUUAUAAAAUUUCGCAUAAAUGUCAAAGUUAAGAAACGACUGAACUUGUGUGAACCCGGAAUAUAUAUUGCUAAACGCAAUUGAGAACUCUCCAUUUGGUGUAACAUCACCGGAACUAAAUUGUUAACGCUAUUGUAGGGUUAAU